Biomphalaria glabrata is the source of this 2277-nucleotide messenger RNA. Its product is annotated as Krueppel-like factor 12. Gene Ontology annotation, biological process: regulation of transcription by RNA polymerase II. The transcript is spliced from 3 exons. Gene Ontology annotation, molecular function: RNA polymerase II cis-regulatory region sequence-specific DNA binding; DNA-binding transcription factor activity, RNA polymerase II-specific. Bases 202 to 1860 code for a protein of 552 amino acids. The record is from RefSeq and is a predicted model, not a curated record. Lineage: Eukaryota; Metazoa; Mollusca; Gastropoda; Planorbidae.
CGGCAUUCGGGUGAACUCAGUAAGUUGCGAGAUUGAUUCAGUGACAUGACAACAAACGCGUUCCAUAGUGUGUUAAUUUCUUGAGAAGGACGCGCUCUAUAGACUUACCUAAGACCUACAGUUCUUAUUCAAUAUUUAUUAUAUUGUAUUUUUUCAUUGGACAAAAUAAGUUGACAUUGGACAUUUAUUUUUCACUGUGGUAUGGCUCAAGUUUUGCGUGCCAAUAUUACCCCGCUAACUACCGGCCAAGUUACUGAGGAUCAAAUAGUACCCGACACAGAUGAUUUGUUUUUCAACGCAAAUGACGAUCAAAUCACGAAUGUUGGCAUGGAGAGGCUCCUCGCUGACAUCACCCACUCGCCCAUUCAUCUGAAGAAAGCGCGCCGAGAGAGCGCUUCCGUCAUCGACGAGUUCUUUGGCACGCCAAUGAAGACGCCCGACUUCCUGUCGGCCACCAAGAGGUUUUUCAACGCGCCCUACCAGGUGCCGCCUAAGGUGGGAUCCAGGAUGUUGACCGCCACUGAGAAGCUCACCCUCUUCGAGGAUGAAUGCUCCCGAAGGACGAGCUCUUCCAUUGUGGAGGAGUUUUUCGGGGGAACCACGGAUGAGAUCAAGCCCGCUCCUUGGAUCAAGCAGGAGCCCGUGGAGACGCCCAUGGACACUUUCGAAGCAGAAUCCGCGGAUGUGUUUGACAUCGACUCUACCAUAUUCGACAUGUCAUCUAACAACGACGUACUUGUCAACGCCUCUGCCCCAGCCAUAUCAAACACUUCCUCAAAUUUGGUCAGCGGCGCCCUUAACGUGGCACCGGUUGUCACAGACUCCCUAUGGGAGGAUUUGACUGCCAGCAUGAACGUUGUCGACAACAACAUGCCAUGUGACAUUCAGUUGGCGGGUAGAGGGGGUGGAGUUAACGUCAAGUGUGAACCAAUAGACUAUGAAGAGAAACCAUCCUGUCAGUUCGGAUCUCAAGCGCAAUCCCGCCCUAACAGUGUGGAGUCAUUUUUAUUCAACACGCCUAACUCUUCGUACAGAUCAGCAAUAGUUCCCACCGAGUGUUCUAGUACUUUACCUAAUUCAUUAUUCAAUGGACACACCCCUAAAUCGACAUUUAGCCAAUCAAAUUCAUCGACGAGUACUACUGUCAGUAGUCAUAUUUUACUUCGACAGUCUCCCAGCUCAAGCGGGGGCGUAGUCAGCGUUAGUCAAGUCGGUGCCAAAUCUCCAUACUCUGCCCAGAAUACUCAAUUCAAGUCCAAUUUCAACUCAGUCUCCCCAGCCCCUCAUGUGGUACCCUGUAUGUUCCCCACGCCACCCAACUCCCAACCAGCCAGCCCUAACAACGCCAACGAAGCCAUCCGAAGGACGCCGCCCCCACCUUAUCCAGGACUUGCUUCCCAGUUGUCCAAACCUUCUCUCAGCCCCGCCCCAUCAUUCCUUCCCACCACGGUGUCCAUGGCGCCUUGCUCCUCGACUUCAUCCUCAAAGCCGGAGCGCCCCAGAAAGCAGCCAGUGACCCACCCAGGUUGUUCAACGAUCAAAUAUAAUAGGAAGAACAACCCAGAGCUAGAGAAACGACGAAUCCACUACUGCCACUUCCCAAGUUGCCGCAAAGCUUACACCAAAAGUUCCCACCUCAAAGCCCACCAACGUAUCCACACCGGGGAGAAGCCCUACCAAUGCCAUUUCCAGACCUGCGGCUGGCGAUUCGCCCGCUCGGACGAGCUGACCAGGCACAUACGCAAGCACACAGGCGCCAAGCCUUUCAGAUGCAAGGUCUGUGAUCGCAGCUUUGCUCGCUCUGAUCACCUCGCCCUGCACAUGAAGCGUCACGAACCAAAGAGCAAAUCCAGUGUUUGAAAUAUCAAGCGGGAAAACAAAAACAAAAAAAAAAAAACAAGCAAAGAAAGGAACUUUCCAGAAUUACCUUGACCGAUGUGUCAACGAGAGUAUUUGCUAGGUGACGACCUUUUGCUUAAGUCUCUCACCAUAGAAAAUCAAAAAUUUCUCUCCUUGACCUUUCCGUUGCAAGCCACAACUGAUUGACAAUUACACUUCUGCCAAAAAAGCAAUAAUAUAAAUAUCCACAAAGGGAGAGAAAUCCCAGUUUUGCAUUAGUGAUUGCCCUUGCUUUGUAUUUAAUAGUUCAAUGUUUUCACAUGUUCCCUCCUUUUAUGUUUGUUCAUUCUUAUGUUCUACUUAUACUGAUUGUUGACCUGUUUUUAUUUUGACAUAUGUAUAUUAUUUAUUAAACAUGAACCAAAAACAAAAAAAAAA